CCGCCAGGCUCCGGAGGGGGAGGAGGAGGGGGAGGAAGGCGCCGCCGCGCUCCUCAGGGGGCGCUGAGGCGGGAACAGCGCGUCUGUAGCCCGGCCGGGUGCCCGCGGCCUGCCCGCCCUGAGGGAGCCCCGGGGCCGCGAUGGCCAGCCUGGCCGCCCAGGACUCCUACCUGCAGGGCCUGGCGAGGAAGGUCUGCGCGCAGCGCGCCCCGGAGCCGCGCAAGAGGAAGUUCGCGCCGGAGCCGGAGGAUGCUGGUAGGCAGCUCAAGAAAAAGAAGAGAAAGAAACCCAGGAAGCGAGCUGAGAAGACGAAUGCUCCUUCGGUCAAACAGGUGGUCUCAAACACCAAUAAACCUGCUCCAGGACAGAAAGCACUCCCUCAAGCCGGCAAAUCACCGCCGCAGGGUGUCACCCAGAGCAAAAAUGAGAGUUUGGUUAUGGGAAGCAAAAGUGAACUCAAUUCCACUUCUUUUUCCACAAUUAAUCUCCUGCGACAGAGGCUACACGAGAAGAUCAAAAAAGCUUCUGGACAAGGUGACGCCAAAGAAUUACCCCCUGCAGUCCUGGAGAAGAGGCAGCGAAGGAAGUAUGAGAGAGAGAGAAAGAAGCGCCGAAGAAAGGAGUUGAAGAUGAAGGCAAAAAUGGAGAAGAAAGAAACAGAGGAGGUACCAGUGGAGCCAGAAAGCAAAAAGGAGGAGAGCACAGCUGAGGUUGUCUUCAACAGGGUCGAAGUCCAUGAAGAGAAUGAGUUGAGCAAGAUCCAGAAGAAGAAAGAGAAGAGGAAAGCAGUGAAGGGCAAUAUCACUCCUCUGACUGGCAAAAACUACAAGCAGCUGCUGAGCAGGCUGGAGACCAGGAAGAAUAAGCUGGAGGAGCUCAAGGAUAAGGACCAGAACAAAGCUCAGGAGCUAGAGAAGAAGAUGAAAUGGACAAAUGUUCUCUAUAAGGCGGAAGGCGUGAAGAUCCGUGACGACGAGGAGCGUCUGAAAGAAGCUCUGAAGCGUAAGGAGAAGCGUAAAGAGCAACGCCAAAGGCAGUGGGAGAAGCGGACAGAAAGAGUGGUAGAAAAGAUGCAACAGCGGCAGGAAAAGCGUCGCAAGAACAUUCAGAAGAAGAAGAAGGACAGGAUAGAGAAGAAGAAAGCCAGGGCUCGGAAGAAAGGCCGGGUUCUGCCAGAGGACUUGAAAAAAGCUGGUUUAAAGUGAGAACAAGGCUGCGGGGACCUGGGAAUAGGUGUUCUGCUUGGGGGGGUCGGUGAGGAACUGUCACGGAGUGGACUGUCCGUCUGUCUGGCGCAGCUGAGGUACCCCUGUCCAGGCAGAGGCAGCACCCGAGGAGACCAGCCAGCGGGGCCAGCAUUCCCACCUUAGCGAUAACAAAAAAAGCCAAUAGUGUGUUUGUUAAUUAAAAUUUCCUCCCCCAAAGAAA
This is a messenger RNA of Phalacrocorax carbo (great cormorant), 1428 nucleotides long. NCBI's taxonomy places the organism in Eukaryota, Metazoa, Chordata, Aves, Suliformes, Phalacrocoracidae. The record is from RefSeq and is a predicted model, not a curated record.